Molecule: messenger RNA, 3116 nt
Organism: Musa acuminata AAA Group (dessert banana)
Lineage: Eukaryota; Viridiplantae; Streptophyta; Magnoliopsida; Zingiberales; Musaceae
Exons: 6
Coding region: 282-2909 (875 amino acids)
Source: RefSeq, a predicted model, not a curated record
AGGGCCGUCCAUUUAAUCAGUGGAGAGGAUCGUAUUUUAGUAAGCCGUUACUUCAGUGACGGACACCUGGAACUCAUUGGACCCACUUUUCAACCCAGACAAUAUAGUGAGCCCGGCGGUGCAAUGAAUACGAUGGGGCCCAGUCAAUUGCGGUCGUCCGGUCGGGUUCAAAGUUUUUGAAACGGCAAGGGAGGGCCGCUGUUGAUUCUGCCGAUUAAUGACGUGGCAGGACAAAAUUAAAGGAGCCAACGGCUCCUUGCAGGGAGUCGACCGUUUGUCACAUGACAUCCAUCGCAUCUCCUCACCAUCACACUGACGCUCCUCCCCAUUUCUACCUAAUCCCCCCACUUCUCUCUCGUUCUUCUCGUUUGACUCUGCAUUGGCAGUCUGCUCGCAGAGUUCCGUGGAGAGGGAUGGCGACAACGGCAACAACAGCAAGCAAGAUGGGGUUCACGGAGGAAGAGAUGGUCGUCGAUGAAGGCCUUGGCUACCCGAAGGCUUACGCGAAGCUUUGCAGGAGCCCCAGCGUGCUCAGCGCCUACGCCCAGGGACCCCCUUUUGCGUUCCUUCCUUACACCUUGCAGCCCCAGGAGGCUCUGAGAGCGAGGGACUGGAGUCAGAUGUUCCCGGUCACUGAUCCAGAGGCGAUUCCUUCUGCUAAUCCUAGAGGCUUCGUCAAUCUCCUUUGGAAGCAGCUUGACCAUCUUGGGAAUGCUGGAUUUGAUCCUGCAUUGUUUCGAGUAGACACAUACGGCAACGUUCUAUACCUGCAUGCGGAUUCGGCUUCGCCACUUGCGUGGGAUAUCGAUCACUGGUUUCCUUGUUCGAGAGGAGGAAGAACGGUUCCUAGCAAUCUAAGGCUGCUGCAAUGGCAAGUGUGGAAGAAGAAGCACAACAAGCUGGAGUUUCUCAUCCCAUGGUGGGAUCUCCAAUUGGGCAUCUCUGUGAACCAGUUCCUCUCGAUUUUUGCUUCUCGGAACUCGGAUUUCAGGAGUAGAGCAUUUUCUUUUCUGUUCUGCGAUGGAGGAAGCGAGGAGCUAAACGCACUGCAGGCUGUCGAAUCCCAUCAUUUUCCGCAGCAUUUCAUUGAGAUGGAGCGACAAGUUGGGCUUGGUCCUGCUGCCAUUGUCUCAUCAAGAAGAAGUUUUGAUGCAUCAGUGCUGAGACCCAUUGAUGCAAAUAGACAUCUGAGGCACAACUAUCCUCUGCUUGGUCAGUGCCCGUGCUUGCUGCUCCUAUCUCUCCUCUUCUUGCACAAAUCUGAUUCAAAGCUUAUGAUCAUUGCAGCUGCAAGGAAAUUUACCAGAGAAGAAGAAGAUGCUCAUAGCAUGGCAACACAUAGCUAUAAACCCCUUGUCUCCAAGGAAAACACUAACCCUGAUAUGGAUACUUGCGAUAGCAACCCUUAUUUGUCCAUAGCAAUGGCCAGAGACUCACUGAGGCAAAGAGAAGAGGCUAAGAAAAAACAAGCUGAGAUAAGUCGCUUGGAAGAUGAGCUGAACGAGUUGAAGCAGAAGAACGAAGAAGACCGGGUUGCUCUUCAGGAGCUGGAAACUCUUCUCGUCAAACGGAGACGAAGAGUCGAGAAAUGUCGGAGGCUCGCGGAGGCACAGUCUUCAUACAAGGCUUUACUGGAGAAGAUGAUUCGGGAUGCCAUGCACCAGAGCGUUGUCUACAAGGAGCAGGUUAGGCUGAACCAGACUGCAACAAGUGCUCUAAUGGCAAGAUUGGAGGCGCAGAGAGCACUGUGUGAUUCCUCAGAGAAAGAACUCCGUCGGAAAUUUAAGCAAAGAGAUGAGAUUGAGAAACAGAUAAGGCCUGUGUGGGAGCUAAGAAAAAGAUCACGUAUGGAUGAGACCCUUUUGGAGGAAGGGCGCAACGAAAGCAUUCGACUGUUAUGCACAAGGAGGACAAGGACUACUCCUCUAACGAAGGAGCUGAGGAAGUUUCUAGAGGAAGAGCAGAAGGCUUCUGAAGCAGGUCUAUCUCUUGGUGAAGAUGGAGGAGAAGAGACAGAGGAAAGUGCAACGACUGGCAGUUCACAAAAGGAGAAGCCUGCUGUUCCUCAGAGCCAGAAUAACGAGGAAGCAGAAGAGCAUAGAAGUGUGAUCGAUGAGAAGCUUAAGCAAUUAGCAACAAGUGACGGACAUUUGAGCCAGACUAGUGAAUCAGAGCAGCAAAGUUUCUUGCAUCGAGGCUCUCAAGAAGAAGCUGAAGAAAGAUACAAGGCAUCUGGAGCUGGGAAUGAUAUCAUGUUGCUCAAUGACAAGCCCAGGGACGUAGCAGCAGAAGAGAAAGUAAAGCCUCCUAUACUGAAGAUAAAGAUCCCAAAACCUCGAAGCCCACGCAAAGAAGAAGAAGAAGAAGAUGGUGAUGAUGGGAACAACAAUCAAAUCGGGAAACGAAAUGUAGAUAAAUGGCUCGAAAUCCUUUUGGAUGGCUUUGAGGAAGGCUCACCCCAAAAGAAGCCCGAUGCUCCAGAAGAUAACCAGGAUGAAUCUGUCUGCAAGAUGAACUCCGCUCACCCGCAUAAACAAAUCAAAUUCUUAAGGCUCAAACCAUUAGAAGAAAAAGCAGGUACUGCUCGAAACCCAAUCACUGAGCAAAAAACCAAUUCAAGCAAGAGCAGACAUGGCGAGGAUAGUAGUAAUGCCAGCAAAGAGGAGGUUACCGGAAGUAGGAAGAGCUUUGAGGUGAAGGAUCCAAGGUCUGAGAGCAGCAGGGGUUUUCGGUCACUGCCAUCAUCACCUUCAAUGAUACUGGGAAUGAGAAGGGGUGUGGACUGCAUAGGGAGGAAGCCUCAGGUGAUGGGUGAUGAUAACAAUGGCAACGAGAGUGUUGUAUCCACAAACAGCAGCAAGUUCAUCAAGUCCUGCAGCAGAGCAAUCAAGAGAGCCAUGAACAUAUAAGAUUGUGCCAUCCAAUCCAUGUCUCAGAAUUGUUUAUUCGUUUUACUUUCCUAUUUAUAAUUGUUUCGUUCAGUUUAUUUCCUAUCAAACCGCUAUUGGUUGGUUGUGUUGGAACUUUAUUGUGUAUUUUUGUUUAGUGAGUUAAUAGUGGAGGGUGGAUGGCUUUCUGAUAUGUAUGACUGCUUGUUGUAACGGAAUGAAUGUGGA